AUGUCAAACGCUAGUUUUCGCCUGGAAUCCUUUCGGCCAUGGAAUCCUUUCCAGGACAAAGCCCAGCCUCUGCGAGAUUCUCUCGAUAUUUGCCGCUACCCAAGUCCUGUCUCGAUGACUCCCACCCCACCUCCCUCCAAUCCUGUCGACCCCGUCUCCAAGAGUCAAAAUCUUCAUGCCCACGAACCUGGACGGCAUCCUCUUCCUGCCCGCCCGCCGUUGGAGGUUUGCAUGGAUGAUGGCCUGCAUUCUGACGCACAACCCACUCGACACGAGCCGGAGAAUUUGAGCUUUACCACCUUGACCAGUCCUCACGCCGAGACCUUCGACUCUGAAGACGUUUUGCAGUUGCAAGACCUACCGAGCACCGAAGAUAUCGAUUCUGCUCCAAUACCCGAUAAUGGUUGUCUGGGUGCUGAGCAUCGAUCCCCCGGUUUUGAAUCGUCCGACUUGGACCCUGGCGUUAUUGUUGGCCAGCACGCUCAAGCCCUCGGUUCUAGCAAUCACAUCCGGACUGGAGACCUUCUAGGCAAUGAAGCCAUCGAUCCCGCAAUCCUAAGCGAUCAUGGCUGCCCUGAUUCUGAGCAUAUCCAAGCAACGGAUAAUAUCACUAGUGUCGCAACACAUCUGGACGAAUGUCCCUCGAAUUGCUCUCGCUUCCCGAAUCGAGACCCGUCUUUCCAGCGCAGUGGACACAAUACAAAGGAGACGGUGGAUCAUGAUCGCCAGUCCUCCAAAGUACAGAAAUUUUCACCUACAGGGAAGAGAAAAGCAAACAAUAGUUCCUCUCGGCCUACUAGAGGGCCCGGUCGUGGAAAAAACGGUUCAUUUCCUGCCGUUCGUGCCCAAUUCUCGGCCCUUUCGGUUGAAGAUCGGCUACAGUUCCUCUCUUGGCUGUUUGAGGGUGCUCUAUCACACUGCGUUUCUACGCGUGCCAACACAGAUGCCACCUCGGGAUCAAGAUCCAUUCCGAGUCAACACGUGGACAUCUCCUACGACUAUCCAAGCUCAAACACCCAACUAGUUGAUACGCAAUCUACCCCUACCAGGAAAGGCUUACCUACGCCACAUUAUGAAGACAAAAUUGGCAGCCAGGAUUCCAAGCAACCCCCUCAGAAAGGGUCCCGCGCUAGGAAAACGACCGGGCCAUCCCGAUUACUGUCCAAGGACGACAAGCUUUUGAUUGAAUUGAAGGAAGAGCGGAGCCUGCCAUGGAAGCGAAUCGCAGAGUAUUUUCCUGGAAAGUCGGAAGGCUCCCUCCAGGUGCGCUAUUGCACACGCCUCAAGGGCCGCAAGGCUGGAAAUUCUGGGCAUUCUGGGCAAAGUUCUAACGUGAGCGGAUCUUCAUACAGAGGCGCACCUUGCGAGGCAGUUCAAGCCGUGGGUGGCAAGACCAAAGGCAUCGAAGGUGUGUCAAGACCGCGAUACGGUCCACCUCGGCGCAGGCAAACGGUGGACCGCUAUUCCCCGGUUUGA
This is a messenger RNA of Penicillium hordei, 1476 nucleotides long. RefSeq lists its product as uncharacterized. The coding region runs from base 1 to 1476 and encodes 491 amino acids. The record is from RefSeq and is a predicted model, not a curated record. The transcript has a single exon. Lineage: Eukaryota; Fungi; Ascomycota; Eurotiomycetes; Eurotiales; Aspergillaceae.